Durusdinium trenchii is the source of this 1509-nucleotide messenger RNA. The record is from the annotation of a GenBank genome assembly. Lineage: Eukaryota; Dinophyceae; Suessiales; Symbiodiniaceae.
AGGAGGUCGUGAAGGAGUGCUGCUGUACGCUUUGUGGUUCCAAUGGGCCAUCGAACGUUAUUUGAAGGAAAAAGUCAUGGACGAUGAGCAGAGCAUCAUUGCCGAGAUUUGGUGGGCUGGCCAUUUUAAGAUCCAAGGAUUCUAUGGAAUGGGUUGGGCUGAAGUCUUGGCACAGAUGUUGAUGGCAGAUGCACCUGUGGGUACUGGUGGUUCAGCUGCCUCCUUGGAGCACGCAGCUCGUUUGGGAAGAUGGUUUGGUGACAGCCCGACUCUCAUAUGGCGAAACACAGGAAAGCUUUGGGUGCCCAGGAACGAUUUCCAGCUGGUGGAAGCUCAAGUGGUGAACCAGAUCACGGACGAGCAAUUGGAACGGAUUUUGUACGGUUCAGCUUGCGCCAACAAGCAGAUCCCCCGGUUGAAAGCUCUAUGCGAAGAUCAUUUGGCACAACGAGCAAAAUUUGAUGCGUGUUGGGAGGGAUGGGCCAUGGGCGAAUUUGGCCAUUUGAACACGAGGUUCGGUUUGGAUGGUUUCCGCAUGAGGUGCGAGAUGCGUCUAAAGAGACGAGAAGAUAAGGUUAAAAAAAGACCCCAGAGAGAGAGAGAAAGGAGAAAAAGAGAAAGAAAGAGAGAGGAAGAGAGAGAGAGAGAGAGGCGCAUUAUGUUGGAUGUGACAUGAUGUGACAAGGUGCAGUGCAGUUGUUUUGGCGCUUUGCUUUGCGCUCGAUUAAGGUCACAACGGCAUCAAGGAGCGAGCUGGGCGGAACCAGGAAAUACCAAGGCGGAACAGAUGAUCGGGUCCAAACAGCCGCCGCCUUCGUGACCUUGCUUUGCGAGCUCCAAGAGGAGGAAGCAGAAGUAACUGCCCUACGUUCGGGCCUCGCGCACUACAUGUCUUGCUUUGAGGCAUGCCAGCGCUGGGCUGUUCUGAACAGAUUGUCCUGUCCCGCGUAGGGGUCAUGUAUUGGUCUCGAGCAUGGUGCGUUACCUUAUCAACUGAUCGAAGGUUUGGGCUUGCAAAAUCGGGGAUGUGGGCUCUCAAUUUGUAGUCUUUAUUGCUGAACGCAGUCAACAGACCGAGGGGAGGGUGGAAGGCCAGCGCGAAGUGCCAGGCGCAGAUAAAUCGCUCAAAGACAUAAAAAAGGAAAAAGGCGAUAAACAAAUCUAAACAACAAGUUCAACCAGGGUCUAUUCCAGGCAGGUUUCAUCAUAGUAGACUUUUGAAUGGUCGCUAUUCUGAAAAUAUGCAAAAGUAGCUCAUCUCUGGAAGUUUGGGGGAAGGCGCUCCCUGAUUGCAAGUUUGAAUUGAAUUGCUUAUGAUGUUUAGGGAUCUGACAAAAGACAAAAGCUACAAGAUAAGGAAUGGUGUGAAGGGCAGCGAAGAUAGGGGCUAGAAGUUUCAACGAAACUCGGGAUGCGGACGGAUGGAAAAGAUAUGAAAAGAUUAGAAAAGUAGACAGGAUGAUCCAGGAUGAGAGGUUCCAACGACAGGCCUCAGCAAGUACUAAGAGG